This is a messenger RNA of Saprolegnia parasitica CBS 223.65, 828 nucleotides long. RefSeq lists its product as hypothetical. The record is from RefSeq and is a predicted model, not a curated record. Lineage: Eukaryota; Oomycota; Saprolegniomycetes; Saprolegniales; Saprolegniaceae. Gene Ontology annotation, molecular function: oxidoreductase activity, acting on single donors with incorporation of molecular oxygen; ferrous iron binding; zinc ion binding. The coding region runs from base 1 to 828 and encodes 275 amino acids. The transcript is spliced from 3 exons.
AUGACAACUUCCACCACUGCACUCUCCACGCGAGCUGCGGCCGUCUUUGCCAACCACGGUGCUGGUCCGUUGCCCGUGCUCAGCUCGGCGAAGGACCGUACGCAUGGCCCGACACGUCGCUUUCUCGAAACAAUGAUCCCGAACCUCCUUGGAUUGAAGGAUACAUCGACGCGCCCCAAGGCUAUCGUCUUGGUGACAGCGCAUUGGGAAGAAUCGUGUGUCGCCAUCUCAUCGGGGGCGUCCCCUGCACUUCUAUAUGACUACUACGGAUUUCCUCGCCAAGCCUACGAAAUCUCGUACAACGCGCCAGGGUCGCCAGCGAUCGCCCAAAAGAUCCACCAGCUCCUCUCAGAAGCCAACAUUGAUUCGCGCCUCGACCCGACGCGCGGCUGGGACCACGGCACGUUUGUGCCAAUGAAGCUUAUUCACCCAGACGAAGACAUCCCGAUCGUCCAAGUGAGCGUCGUCGCGGGCUGGGACCCAGUGUUGCACUUCAAGAUCGGCCAAGCGCUCUCUGUGCUCCGUGAUGAAAACAUUGCGAUCGUCGGGUCUGGCGCGACCUUCCACCCCAGCCGUAGCGUCGUCGAUAGCAAACGCCGCGCGCGCAAGUUCAAUGUGGCGCUGACUGAAGCCGCUCUCGAAACGUCCGUAGAGGGCCGACGCGAGGCGCUCAAGCGCUGGGCAACACUGCCGCACGCACGCGACUGCCAUCAACGCGAAGAACACUUGAUCCCGCUCAUGGUAGUCGCGGGCGCCGGCGGAGCUGACAAAGGCGACGCGUUUGACGUGGAUGAAGGCAUCUACACUUCGUUUGCGUGGCGUGGAUAG